AAUGAGUAUUCUCCCCGACCAGAUUCCUUUGGCCCCACUCAUGGACGAACAAAUACUUGGCACAGGAGUCAGUAUCAAAGAAGAACUCAGCUUAGAUGUCACAGAAGUGAAGGAAGAACCAUUUGAUUAUACAGAUGAAGCAAAUUAUGAAGUGAGUGAAGUGAAAGUGAAAAAUGAUUUUCUUGUCUUUAAGGAUCUUAAAGACCUUAGAUACGAAGCAAAUGAAAAAGACUCGCGUGAUAUUAUUGAGGAUUGCAACACCUUGUCUAAAGCAUCAUUUGUGGCCGAGGAGUGUGGGAAAAAAUGCACAUCAGAAGAGACUCAAGCAAAGCGUAAGGAAAUGCAUAAAAAGGAAACACAAAGAAACGUGGAUAGUAAAUUGAAGCGUUUUUUAUGUGAAGUCUGUGGGAUGACAUUCCACAAUAAGGCACAUAUGAAAGUUCAACUGAGGGUACACACAAAGGAGAAGCCAUACAUCUGUGAAAUUCGCAACAAAGGUUUUGCUAGAAAGGAUGCCCUAGUGAGGCACAU
Messenger RNA from Penaeus vannamei (Pacific white shrimp), 531 nucleotides. Lineage: Eukaryota; Metazoa; Arthropoda; Malacostraca; Decapoda; Penaeidae. The record is from RefSeq and is a predicted model, not a curated record.